This is a messenger RNA of Sphaeroforma arctica JP610, 3290 nucleotides long. RefSeq lists its product as hypothetical. Gene Ontology annotation, biological process: transcription elongation by RNA polymerase II; positive regulation of transcription elongation by RNA polymerase II; snRNA transcription by RNA polymerase II. The record is from RefSeq and is a predicted model, not a curated record. Gene Ontology annotation, cellular component: transcription elongation factor complex. The transcript is spliced from 10 exons. Gene Ontology annotation, molecular function: cis-regulatory region sequence-specific DNA binding. NCBI's taxonomy places the organism in Eukaryota, Ichthyosporea, Ichthyophonida. Bases 109 to 2514 code for a protein of 801 amino acids.
GACAGACAAGGUUAAAGAUAAUUUCACUGGCCUAUCACUCUUGAGCUGUGGUUGUUAAGCUGCCACAGUCCUUCAACCUACUCACAUACAACAUAGAACUCCGACACGAUGCCUGAAGAAGCGAACGAUAGUGGGGAUUACAGCUUGCUGUACCCCAAAAAGAAGAAAAUAUUUGCCUUUAAGAUCAACGAUGAUAUGUAUCAAGCCUUGAUGGCCAAUUCGGAGAGAGGUCGGAUGACACUGACUCUUCCAGAAGCUGGCAAACGAUUACAGAAAGGCGCGCUGACCUUAUCCGCGGAAGGAAUCGAGGACUCAGUGUGGAACUUCACAGAGAAGCCAAUCCCAGACAACAAGCGUCUAGGAGACACUGUUGUGCACCGUCAAGGAACGGACUACUUCCAGAGCAUCGGGAGUACCUCGUCAAGAUUAGAGUUCCCGAUUACUCUGUCGAAAUCACUCGCCCAGAGAACGCGAGAUUGGACCAUGGGGGCACAGAAGAACAAAGACGACAAAGUGACGCAAAUCAUCAAGCGUGACGCUCCGAAAGAGAAACACGGUUAUGGCAAAUUUAGCAGUCAGACCAUAGGAAUCACAACUAAGCCUCAGGCUGUAUCUCGUGGUACGAUGUCUGGUCGAGUCAAUCUGACCGCUAAGACCACUACUACUGGGCGACUCAGUGUCUCUCCAGCGCCUGAGCAAUCGAAACCAGCACACAAGACUGCGGAAGAGGCUAAGAAUUUCCGGGAGAGGGUGGUUCAUCUCUUAGCUUUGAGGCCCACAAACAGACAAGUAUUGGAGUCACGGUUGCACAUCAAAACGGACGAUCCGAACUUGACAGCCUUAUUGUCGGAGAUAGCUAUCACUCAGGGUAUCGGUGAGAAUGAGUACAAGCUUCGGGAUGAGAUCUACAAGGAAGUCCAGCCAGGGUACACACGGUUCAGUCAGUCAGACAAGACAAAUGUAAUGGAAAAAGCAAAGGCCGCGCUUAGGAGAACAGGGAUGAGUGAUGCAGCUAUCGAGAAGACGCUCAAUCCACCCCCACCAGUGAGUGCUGAAGGGUCUGAUGAUAGCGACGCGCGCCCUGGCAAGCGUAAGUCAGACGCACUAUCGCCACCUAACAGUGCUCCGAUUGUCCCAGCUGCCAAAGCCAGUAGUGCGAAGAAGGCCUCCAAUUUUCUCAAUAAGCGACAACGAACGGAUGUGAGGUUGAAAAGCAAAACGCCUGUAAAAGGAGCCACUCUGAAAUCGCCCAAUCCCGCCGCUGGAAAGUCCCCCGCAAAAUCACCACUUAUGCCGCAAUCGAACGCCAGCGGCACAGGAAACAACAACACAGGCGUCAGUGUGAAGCUGAACAUUCCAAGCGUAUCAGCAACCUCAGGUACUACCACAAGUACAAGUAACAACCAUCUGAGCUCACUCGCAAACCCUGCUGCAACCAAACGUACACCUAUAUCCUCUCCUACAAAGCCGCAAGUACCGCCCCCCCUUAAAAGCCUGCCCACUCCCUUUGCGAGUAAGAAAUCGCCCAAGGUUACCUCACCCGGUAUUGGGCCGGGGCCGACUAAGGUCUAUUCCUCCACAAGUUUCAAUAAGCAGUCACGCGUGGCAUAUAGUGAAGUGAGUGCAGGUCCAAAGCCGAAUGCAAAUGGCUCGGGACUGGGAGGGGGUGCUGGGAAACCGCCUCUGUUGGGUGCCAGACCUGGGAGCUCAACCAAUUUGCAAACUGACAGUAUGAGUACCGGGAAUACUCAUGCCAAUGGGGGCACCGGUAUCAGUCCGACUGUGCGCAAGCAGCAUACCAAUUUAAGUCCCCGGCAGAUCAAUGGCAGGGAUGUCAAUAGGGAUAGGAGCAACAGACUCAUGAGCAGUAGUAAUUUGAGUGUGACCUUGAACACGAACAUAGGGCCAGGCACGCAAUCAACGCGUAGCCCAACGGCCAACAACAGGACAAACACGAACGGGCUCAAGAGCUCGGCCAGUAACAGACCCGUGACCCACAGCAACAGCGGUAUAAACAGGCGACAAGACACACAUAGGGAUAAGAUUAGCAGUAGUAACAAUAGCAACAGAGACACCAACCAAAACGGGUACAACAAGGAUAAACUGGACCGGGCGAAGACGGGGAAUGGCGUGGAUGUAGUCAGCAAUGCGGCCUCGCUGCAGGACAGCAACAGACGUUCUAUCAAUCUGGAAGAACGGUACACGAAGAUCAAGAGUAGGGAACAAUACAAGGAGUACUACAGUAAAUUUGACCGGAAGCACAAACAAUAUGGAGACCUCAUAGAUUGGAAGAAACGGAUAGAGGGCGACUUCAAGGUACUGUAUGAUAAGAAGGUCGAGUACAAAUCAAAGUACGGAGAGAACUCGGACGAGAUCAAAGCCGUGGAAGCAGCAAUACAACAGAAAUACCAGGCCAAUCGAAAGGACUUGGUCGAAAAUGGCGCCAAGCACGAUUCACUUGCUAUGGAGCUCAAGCAUAUCAAAAUGCGCCUCAAGAACUUCCUGGCGACGUAAUGCUUGAACGAGGAUUGGUUAGCAACUGGCGCACUCUCAUGUACAUGCCCUCCAAGCGCACUUUAGUAUAGAAACGAACAACUUAACCCCACAAAGGUGUGUGGACCUACUUAGAAGCACUAGGUGUAUGGACGUACCUAGAAGCACUUUAGUCUAUCUAGUGCUCUAACACUACAACACGGAGAUCGCACACGCACACACUGAUGUUGGCAUAGAAGCAACAUCGGAAGUAAGCUGAUGGAAUCGCAUUCUCAGGAGUGAGCUGGCAUGUCCGCGGGUCGGCGGUAUUCGCGAAAGGGUCCUGACGCCCGCGCUCUUGUCAAUUGAGACACGAUAGUCGACAGGUGAUAUCAAUCCCAGUGGUGAAUGAUCCGAGAGUAUGCCGGAUAAAGAAUUCUAAUCUGGAAACAAGAGGAUCUCGGCCGGAAUAGUAAUAGAACUCGUACAAUCGUAUACUCGACGGACUACCAGACUGUACUCAGGACGACUCCGUAUAUGUAGUGACUAUGAUGCAAUGGAAAAGAAGUUUCAAAAGUACACAGGUGCUUUAUGGCAUUUGGUAAGAACAGGCUCCCGUUAGUGCAUGAUUGUCUAUCAAUUCACUCAGCCGUAAGUGUAUAAGAAAAGGACUUGAGACCACUUGUAGACAAUAUGACUGAAGACAAAAAAGUAAGGAAAGAACGCAAUUAAAAAGGUAGAAAAAAGGUUGUACGCUGGUCAUAGCCUCUUGAAAAGGCACGGUGUACGAUACAAUAGAAUUCUAUACAAUUCAGGAG